AUAUUGGCUGAAAAUGAUAUGAUUGUUUAUAAUAUUAUUGGACAUUAGCACUGUACAAUAAGACUCUAAUAGGGAACAUUAGUUAAUUGCAUUAAUCCACCAAAGUAUUUACUAAUCUUAGCUGAUGUUAAUUCUUAGUUAAUGCCUAAUAUUGUGUUAAAAUUGUAGUCAUACUCUGAUUUGUAAUUGAUAACACAUUAAAAUCAUAGUCAUAAUCUGAUUACAAGUCAUAAUCAUUUUAUUCGAUGUAGUUAAUAUAGUUUAAGCUAAGAAUAACUUAGUAACUGUAAUAAAUCUGGGUUUUUUAUUAAUUUACUAAGGAAAAUUGAUUGUAAAGUGUUAACUAUUGUACUUUAUCCAUUUAAUUUAGUUAAACGCUCUUUUUUUAUAUACAGUAAAGCAAUACACUAGGUAUUGUUUCGUUAUUAUACCUUUUAAAAUAACCUUUUUUGCAGUUUAGCCCAAUAUUGUGAUGAUACCGUCUACCAAUCUGCAAUUAAUUGCAACAAUAACAUCUGGUGCCACCUUAAACCUACUUUGGCAUGCAUAAUUUGGAGAUUUCCUAUAGAUUAUUAUUAUUAUAAACAUGCCAAACAUCUUCAUGAUGAUUCUUCACUUGGGUGCUCAUCUGCUUUUUAUCGGACUAAUUGUAUGUAAAGCGAACGCUGGAUCUAGUCUCAGGUUUACAGGAUCCGACGAACAAUGGGUUGCGUUUCCGAUGUGGAACGCUUGCUGCGAGAGCGAAAUGAGCUUCAGUGUGAAAACCACACAUCUGAAUGGCCUCCUGGUGUACUUUGAUGACGAAGGCUUCUGCGAUUUCCUCGAGCUGCACGUGCACGUUGGGAAACUCAGAUUGUGCUUUUCUAUUUUCUGUGCCGAGUCCACAUGCGUGCUUUCUGACGUCGCCAUCAAUGACAACCGAUGGCAUUCGGUCUCGAUUAUGAGGAACUUCAGAAACACCACACUCAUCGUGGACGACGAGGUAAAGUGGGAGGAGGUUAAAUCCCAAAGGCGAGACAUGACGGUUUUCAGCCACUUAUUUUUAGGAGGGAUUCCCUCAGAGCUGAGGUCGGUGUCUUUACAGCUGACGUCCAAGACUGUGAAAGAUCACACUUCGUUUACGGGCUGGAUAAUGGAUGUGAAAGUCAACGAUUCUGAGCCUGCGAUAAUUAGCAGCGCUGGAGUCCACGAAGACCUCUGCGGCUCAGAGAACACGUGCUUGAAUGGAGGAGUGUGUAGUGUUGUUGAGGAUAAACCGACAUGCGACUGCUCUCAAACCGGCUACCAGGGAAAAGACUGCAGUGAAGGUCUGGCACACCUGAUGAUGCUGGAUCGAGGAAUGGAGGAAUAUGUGGCCACGUUCAGAGGUUCAGAAUACUUCUGCUACGAUCUUUCCCUGAACCCCAUCCAAAGCAGCAGCGAUGAAAUCACACUGUCCUUCAGAACUCUGCAGAGAAACGGACUCAUGCUGCACACCGGCAAAAUCGCAGAUUAUGUCAACCUGGCGCUGAAGAACGGGGCGGUGUCGCUGGUCAUAAAUUUGGGCUCGGGGGCGUUUGAAGCUCUGGUGGAGCCGGUCAAUGGGAAAUUUAACGACAACGAAUGGCAUGAUGUGAAAGUGUUGCGGAAUUUGCGUCAGCACUCAGGCGUUGGAUAUGCUAUGGUUACGAUAUCUGUGGACGGAAUACUGACCACCACAGGAUACACUCAGGAGGAGUACACCAUGCUCGGCUCUGAUGACUUUCUGUAUGUCGGAGGGAGUCCCAGCACAGCCGACCUGCCCGAAUCUCCUGUCAGCAACAACUUCAUGGGCUGUCUGAGGGAGGUUGUAUAUAAAAACAAUGACGCUGAGCUGGAGCUGUCCAGACUGGCCUAUCAAGGAGACCCAAAACUGCAGAUCCACGGAGUGGUUGCAUUUAAGUGUGAGAGUGUGGCCACAUUGGAUGCCAUCACGUUUGAGACCCCAGAAUCCUUCCUGACGCUGCCAAAGUGGAACGCCAAGAAAAGCGGCUCCAUUUCCUUCGACUUCCGCACCACCGAACCCAACGGCCUCCUGCUGUUCAGCUGCGGGAGAGCAAAGCAGCAUAAUAAAGAGGCCAAGAGUCCUGUCACGCUGAAGGUGGACUUCUUUGCCAUUGAAAUGCUGGACGGUCUGCUGUAUCUGCUGCUGGAUAUGGGAUCUGGGACCACCAAGACUUUGGCGCUGAACAAAAAAGUCAAUGAUGGAGAGUGGUAUCAUGUGGACUUCCAGAGGGACGGGAAAUCAGGCACCAUCUCCAUCAACUCAGUGCGCACCCCGUACCUGUGCCCCGGAGACAGCGAGCUCCUGGAUCUGGAUGAUCCCCUGUACCUGGGCGGCGUUCCGGAGAGCUCCAGUGGGACGGUGUUCCCCACUGGGGCCUGGAGCGCCCUGCUGAACUACGGGUACGUGGGCUGUGUGCGGGAUCUGUUCAUCGACGGGCGCAGUGUGGAUGUCCGGCGCGCAGCAGAGCUGCAGAGAGCUGCAGGAGUGAAGCCGUCCUGCGGUAAAGAGCCGCCCGGGAAGUGUGUGAGCGAGCCCUGCCUGAACAGAGGAGUCUGCAGGGAGGGAUGGAGCCGAUAUAUCUGCGACUGCACCGGGACGGGAUUCCUGGGACACUCCUGCGAGAGAGACGCCACCAUCCUCUCUUUCGAUGGCAGCAAGUUCCUGAAGGUGCAGUUUUCUGCAGCGAUGCACACCGAGGCUGAAGACGUGUCCCUGCGCUUCCGCUCGCUGCGGGCGUACGGCGUCCUGAUGGCCAGCACAUCCACACACACCACCGACACACUGCGUCUGGAGCUGGAGGCCGGACGCGUGCGGCUCACUGUCAACCUGGACUGUAACAGGAUUAACUGUACCACCAGUAAGGGACCCGAGAGCUUAUUCGCGGGUCAGAAUCUGAAUGAUGAUGAGUGGCACACGGUGCGCGUGAUCAGGAGAGGAAAGAGUCUGAAACUAUCUGUGGAUGAUCUGCCCACUGUAGACGGAGAGAUACCAGGCGACCACACGCAGCUAGAGUUUCACAACAUCGAGACCGGCAUCAUUACAGGAAAACGCCAGUUACCCACAAUGCCCUCCAACUUUAUUGGACAUCUCCAGAGCCUGAUGUUUAAUGGUAAGCCGUACAUCGACCUGUGCAAGAACGGAGACAUCGAUUACUGCCAAACCAACGCUCCAAUCGGCUUUAAGAGCAUCAUCGCAGAUCCGGUGACGUUCAAGUCCUGCUCCAGCUACGUGACGCUGCCGUCUUUACAGGCGUAUUACUACAUGUACCUGUUUUUCCAGUUCAAGACCACCUCCGCAGACGGACUCAUACUCUAUAAUAGUGGAGAUGGCAAUGAUUUUAUCGCUGUAGAGCUGGUGAAAGGCUAUCUGCAUUACAUCUCUGAUCUGGGAAACGGUGCUCAUCUCAUUAAGGGAAACUCAAUUAAACCUCUCAAUGACAACCACUGGCACAACGUGAUGAUCUCCAGAGACCCCAAUAACCUGCACACGGUCAGAAUCGACACCAAAACCACCAGCCAGACCACACUGGGAGCCAAAAACCUGGACCUGAAAGGUGAUUUGUUUGUGGGUGGUGUUCCAGAGCAGAUGUAUAAAGAUCUGCCCAAGUUAGUUCAUGCAAAAGAAGGGUUUCAGGGCUGUCUGGCGUCUGUGGAUCUGAACGGGCGUUUGCCAGACCUGAUGACCGAAGCGCUGGUCUGUGUCGGGCAGAUCGAGAGAGGAUGUGAAGGGCCCAGCAGCAGCUGUGAGGAGGACUCGUGUGCCAAUCAGGGCGUUUGUCUGCAGCAGUGGGAGAACUUCACCUGCGACUGCAGCAUGACCACGUAUGCAGGACCGCUGUGUGCAGACCCUGGCAGCACAUAUGUGUUUGGCAGGCAGGGUGGUGUGAUCACGUACUCGUGGCCUCCUCAUGACCGUCCCAGCACGCGCGUGGACCGGCUGGCUCUGGGCUUCAUCACGCUGAUGGAGGACGCCACACUGGUGCGAGUGGACAGCUCCGCCGGGCUGGGGGACUACCUCAAACUGCACAUCGUGAAGGGCAACGUCGUGGCUGUGUUUAAUGUGGGCACGUAUGACAUCAACAUCGAGGAGAACGGGAAGCUUGUAAAUGAUGGAAAUUACCAUAUAGUGCGGUUCACCAGGAGCGGCGGCAACGCCACACUACAGGUGGACGACCUGCCGGUUAUUGAGCGAUUCCCACCAGGACACAUUGAUAGUCACCGGCUGGGAACUGGUAGACUUCCAUAUCGGCGGCUAGUUGAAGAAUCGCUACCGAAGAACGGCCGUCAGCUCACCAUCUUCAACAGUCAGAUGACGAUCCGCAUCGGCGGCUGGCAGAAGCAGCAGGUCUCGGGCUUUCAGGGUCAGAUGUCGGGCUUUUAUUACAACGGCCUGAAGGUGUUCAGCAUGGCUGCGGACGGAGACCCAAACGUGCGCAUGGAAGGCAGCGUGCGGCUGGUGGGAGAGCUGCAGUCCUCCUCUACACCACACGGCGGCGCCACUGUCUAUCAGAGCUCAGUGACGGAGAUCAGCAGCACCACCAGCAACACCAUCACCAUCACAUACAGCACACCAGCAGACGAGCAGCAGACUACAGAUGAGCUGUUAGUGGCGUCCGCCGAGUGCCCUAGUGAUGAUGAGGACAUUGACCCGUGUGAGCCGAGCUCAGGGACCCUGUGUUGUUUUGUUCCUCCAGCGGGCCCCACAGGCCCCGCGAUCAGCAGUUUUCCAGGCCCGGCGGAGGUUUUCCGGGAGUCCAACGGCACCACAGGGAUGGUGGUGGGCAUCGUGGCGGGCGCGGCGCUCUGCAUCCUCAUCCUGCUCUACGCCAUGUACAAAUACCGCAACCGAGACGAGGGGUCGUACCAUGUGGACGAGAGCAGAAACUACAUCUGCAACUCCAACGGAGCCGCGCUGAAGGAGAAAAACACUGCAGACGACGACAGCGGGAGCAAGAGCAAGAAGAACAAAAACAAGGAGUAUUACGUGUGAUCCAAUAAUCCUGCAAACACUCAGAGUUUGUGUCUUGUUUCUAGAGCAGAUAUCUAAAACCUCUUUAAUCAAGAAGUAUCUUCUAGAUGAGCACUAAAUGUAGUGUUGUUCUCAGAAAUAAUGAGUCAAAAUGAAGGGAGUUUCUCAUUAAAACAAGCAGAAUAAUCUGACACUGGGGGAAGCAGAAUUCACGACACACUGAGGACUGAACACAGGAGGUCAGUAUAUACACAAUGUUUUAUCAACAAAGUUAAUAAUGAAGCUUAACUGAGUUUGUGGAGAUUAAGGACACACGACACAUAAACAUGAGUCCAGGAAGACGAGGAACACAGGGACGCUAGAACAGGAGAAAAGCUGGAGAGGGAUUGGAUGAAACUCAAUGGCUGUUUCUCAAUUCUAAAAAGGCAGAGAACAGACUUGCGUUCUUGUGGAGAGCGGUCUUGAGUGCUGAGGAAUGAGAUGCUGCGUUCUUCCUGAUGGUCAUUCACGCGUUUUUAAUGGUAAAUGAUUUAAACAUUACAGCAUUCAUACAAUGAUUUACUGUUUCCCCCUUUUUAAAACAUAUACUCUGCAUAAAAACAUUAUCAGCAUACUCUGCUCAAUAUAAAUAAACAGAUUUUAAUACGAACUUCAGCAAACAAACACCCUUAAUGUGUUUAUUCCUUUACUAAGAUGUCCAUGGUGAUGUUUACUUUCACCGUUUCAUUUAGGGAAACUCCUGAAGUAAAUAAGUCACAUCUCUGAACUUUAAUAAUGAAUCUAGAUGAAAUGCUGCGCUUCCCACCUCCAGUCGCAAUGACUUCUGGGACCUCCAGAGCGAGUUCGGUGCGCAAGUCUGCAAGGGUGCGUUUCAGCCUGAUCUCACGAGAAAACGUAAGUAUUUUUUGUUUUGCCAGUUUAGUGGCUAAUUCGUACGAGUUCAGUCGUACGAAAUGGUACGAUUUUAAAAAGGAGGCGUGGCACCUGACCCCACCCCUAACCCCAACCGUCAUUGGGGGAUGAGCAAAUCGUACUAAAUUGUACGAAUUAGAUCGUACGUAUUUUUACGAAUUAGCCACUAAAUGAAAAAGUUACGAAUUGGCGUGAGAUUGUGUUGUGCGUUCUCGAUAUCAAGAACACAUCCGGGAAGUUUCACGUGUCCUCUGUUCUUGCGGUCUUGAUUAUUGCAACUGAACUUUAGCAGCUGAUGAUGACGUUUCACGAGAAGGCAAGAUCGCUGAAGAACGCAUACUGAGAAACAGCCAGAGUGUGAUUUUCAGGACUGACACUGGCUGACUGAAGGUGAGUGCUCUUUGUAGUGUGUCUGUGAACAGGUAAUUAGUAAUCCAGUAAGCGGGUGUGAGUUGAAUGGUUCCAGCGACUGCCCGACAAAAAUAAUCUUGUUUUUGCUAAAUUAUUCUGCUUCCUCCAGUGUCAGAUUACUCUGCUUGUUUUAAUGAGAAACUCUCUUCAUUUUGACUCAUUAUUUCUGAGAUCAAGCUGAUAUUAUUAUUUGCUUGUCUAGAGAAUGCUGACUGAUUGAAGAAUGUUUAGAUAUUUGGACUAGAAACAAGACAAAAAAUAGCAAGAAAGCAUAAAGCUACUGACGUGUGAUAAGACACACUGAGACAUCAGAUCUUACAGUACAGUACGCAGGGGCAUAGUAAUGGGGGGAAAUGGUGACAGAGUGCAUUUAGGGGCCCAGCAACAAGUCUUCUCUUCAGUCAACCCCCUCACCCACGCUCUUGACUUGGGAGAUCGCCAACAUCACAACUUUGGAAAUAAACUCGCUGUUUCUUGUAUAACUUACGCAAGAAGAGGAAUGAAGCUUUCUUUUUAAAUCUUUUUUGAUCUUUUACAUUUGUUUUUGCCUGUUUGUGUUGCUGAAACUUUUCCUGAUGCAUCUGUGAAGAACACGAGGAGAAAAGAAAAUGAGUCUGCUUCAUCUGUUGGGCUUUUCACACUGAGCUUAACCCAGAGUUAUCACUGAUUCAGUGAUUCAUUCAGAGUGAGUCUCCAGUUAGCAACUCACUGAUUCAGUGAUUCGUUCAGAGUGAGUCUCCAGUUAAAAAUUCACAGAUUCAUUCAGUGAAUUCAAUCUCUAGUUAAUGACUCACUGAUUCAGUUGAUUUGUUCAGAGCAAAUCUCCAGCUAAUGACUCACUGAUUCAGUUGAUUUGUUCAGAGCAAAUCUCCAGCUAAUGACUCACUGAUUCAGUUGAUUUGUUCAGAGCAAAUUUUGAGUUAACGACUCACUGAUUCAGUUGAUUCUUUCAGAGCAAAUCUCCAGCUAAUGACUCAGUGAUUCAGUUGAUUUGUUCAGAGCAAAUUUCGAGUUAACGACUCACUGAUUCAGUUGAUUUGUUCAGAGCAAAUCUCCAACUAAUGUCUCACUGAUUCAGUUGAUUUGUUCAGAGCAAAAUCUCGAGUUAACGACUCACUGGUUCAGUUGAUUUGUUCAGAGCAAAUCUCGAGUUAACGACUCACUGAUUCAGUUGAUUUGUUCAGAGCAAGUCUCUAAUUAACUCAGUAAUUUAAAUGAUUUGUUUAGAGUGAGAGUCCAGUUAAUGACUCACUGAUUCAAAUGAUUCAUUUAGAGUGUUAGUCCAGUUAAUGACUCACAGAUUCAAAUGAUUCGUUUAGAGUGUUAGUCCAGUUAAUGACUCACAGAUUCAAAUGAUUUAUUUAGAGUGAGAGUCCAGUUAAUGACUCACAGAUUCAAAUGAUUCGUUUAGAGUGUUAGUCCAGUUAAUGACUCACUGAUUCAGUUGAUUUGUUCAGAGCAAGUCUGUAAUUAACUCAAUAAUUCAAAUGAUUCGUUUAGAGUGUUAGUCCAGUUAAUGACUCACUGAUUCAAAUGAUACGUUCAGAGUGAUGCUGCGUCCCGAUCUGCAUACUAUGCGUCCUAAAUAGUAUUUGACAAUAGAUUUAGUAUGUUACACCGUAAACUCUCAGAUGUGUCGUCUAAGCUGCUGCACAGACGAUGCAAUUGUGAUUUUCUCCCCAGCAGAACUGAGAACAU
Messenger RNA from Danio rerio (zebrafish), 8014 nucleotides. RefSeq names its product neurexin 1b (gene nrxn1b). The record is from RefSeq and is marked validated. Gene Ontology annotation, cellular component: membrane. Lineage: Eukaryota; Metazoa; Chordata; Actinopteri; Cypriniformes; Danionidae. Gene Ontology annotation, biological process: sprouting angiogenesis.